Molecule: messenger RNA, 3892 nt
Organism: Lontra canadensis (Northern American river otter)
Lineage: Eukaryota; Metazoa; Chordata; Mammalia; Carnivora; Mustelidae
Gene: SLITRK2
Product: SLIT and NTRK like family member 2
Exons: 3
Coding region: 482-3019 (845 amino acids)
Biological process (GO): axonogenesis; regulation of presynapse assembly; positive regulation of synapse assembly
Cellular component (GO): glutamatergic synapse; membrane
Molecular function (GO): protein binding
Source: RefSeq, a predicted model, not a curated record
GCGCUCGCCGCCGAGCCCCCGCUCCCGGGCGCGCGGGUCCGAGGCUGUGCCGGCUCCCGCGCCUCCCGGCUGGCCGGUGCUGCGGGCGCCUCCGGGGGAAGCUGCGGGUGGCGCGCUCGCCGGAUGCUAAACUACUGGCGGACUGCAGAGGAGAGGGGUCCCGUCUUCUCCUGAUGUGUGAGUAACCCCCACCCCGCGCUGUCUUUGCUCUUCCAUCCUCUCCCCCUCCCCCACCGCCAGUCCCGAUUUUCCCACCCCCUUUUUGCGCAGUUCAAAAAAAAAAAAAAAAAGUAAAGCGAUUUCUGCUGCGAGCUAAGACGGGCGAGCCGCCCGAGAUCUCUUCAGGAUCCCCCAGGGGAGGAGGUGAUGGGCUGGAUUUAGUAGGACAACUCGAUUACUAAUGACUCCGCGGCUGGCUGCGCCCCGCCGGGAAAUCAGGUUUGCCUGUAGGUACCUGAACUGACACCGACGGUGCCUAAAGAUGCUGAGCGGCGUUUGGUUCCUCAGUGUGUUAACCGUGGCCGGGAUCUUACAGACGGAGAGCCGCAAAACUGCCAAAGACAUUUGCAAGAUCCGCUGCCUGUGCGAAGAGAAGGAAAACGUCCUGAAUAUUAACUGCGAAAACAAAGGAUUUACAACCGUCAGCCUGCUCCAGCCCCCCCAGUAUCGAAUCUACCAGCUUUUCCUCAAUGGAAACCUCCUGACGAGACUGUAUCCUAACGAGUUCGUCAAUUACUCCAACGCCGUGACUCUCCACCUGGGCAACAACGGGCUGCAGGAGAUCCGAACCGGGGCGUUCAGCGGCCUGAAAACCCUCAAGAGACUGCACCUCAACAACAACAAGCUCGAGGUGCUGAGGGAAGACACCUUCCUGGGCCUGGAGAACCUCGAGUACCUCCAGGCCGACUACAAUUACAUCAGCGCCAUCGAGGCAGGGGCCUUCAGCAAACUCAAUAAGCUCAAGGUGCUCAUCCUGAAUGACAACCUUCUGCUGUCCCUGCCCAGCAAUGUGUUCCGCUUCGUCCUGCUGACCCACUUAGACCUGAGAGGGAACAGGCUGAAGGUGAUGCCCUUCGCUGGCGUCCUUGAGCACAUCGGCGGGAUCAUGGAGAUCCAGCUGGAGGAGAACCCAUGGAACUGCACUUGUGACUUGCUUCCUCUCAAGGCUUGGCUGGACACCAUAACCGUGUUCGUCGGGGAGAUAGUCUGCGAGACUCCCUUCCGGCUGCACGGGAAAGACGUGACCCAGCUGACCAGGCAAGAUCUCUGUCCCAGAAAAAGUACCGGCGACUCCGGUCAGAGGGGCGGCCAUGCCGACACGCACGUCCAAAGGCUGUCGCCCACCGUGAAUCCCGCUCUCAACCCAACCAGGGCUCCCAAAGCCAGCCGACCCCCCAAAAUGCGAAAUCGCCCGACUCCCCGGGUCACCGUGUCAAAGGACAGGCAGAGCUUCGGACCGAUCAUGGUGUACCAGACCAAGUCCCCCGUGCCUCUCACCUGCCCCAGCAGCUGCGUCUGUACCUCUCAGAGCUCGGACAACGGUCUCAACGUAAAUUGCCAAGAAAGGAAGUUCACGAACAUCUCCGACCUGCAGCCCAGGCCUACCAGUCCAAAGAAGCUCUACCUGACAGGGAACUAUCUUCAAACUGUCUACAAGAACGACCUCCUAGAAUACAGUUCUUUGGACUUGUUGCAUUUAGGGAACAACAGGAUCGCCGUCAUUCAGGAAGGUGCCUUCACAAACCUGACCAGUUUACGCAGACUUUACCUGAAUGGCAAUUACCUUGAAGUGCUGUACCCUUCGAUGUUUGACGGACUGCAGAGCUUGCAGUAUCUCUAUUUAGAGUACAACGUCAUCAAGGAAAUUAAGCCACUGACCUUUGAUGCUUUGAUUAACCUCCAGCUGCUGUUUCUGAAUAACAACCUGCUGCGCUCCCUACCCGACAACAUAUUUGGGGGAACGGCCCUCACCAGGCUGAAUCUGAGAAACAACCAUUUUUCUCACCUGCCUGUGAAAGGGGUUCUGGAUCAGCUUCCGGCCUUUGUCCAGAUAGAUCUGCAAGAGAACCCAUGGGACUGCACCUGUGACAUCAUGGGGCUAAAGGACUGGACGGAACAUGCCAAUUCCCCCGUCAUCAUCAAUGAGGUGACCUGCGAAUCUCCCGCAAAGCACGCGGGGGAGAUCCUGAAGUUUCUGGGGAGGGAAGCUAUCUGUCCCGACAGCCCGAACUUGUCAGACGGAACCGUUUUGUCCAUGAAUCACAACACAGACACUCCUCGGUCGCUUAGUGUGUCUCCCAGUUCCUACCCAGAGCUCCACACUGAAGUUCCACUUUCCGUCCUGAUUUUAGGAUUGCUUGUUGUCUUUAUCCUAUCUGUCUGUUUUGGGGCUGGCUUAUUCGUCUUUGUCCUGAAACGCAGAAAGGGGGUGCCGAGUGUGCCGAGGAGUUCCAACAACCUAGACGUCAGCUCCUUCCAGCUACAGUAUGGGUCUUACAAUACCGAGGCUCAGGACAAAACAGACGGCCACGUCUAUAACUAUAUCCCCCCGCCCGUGGGGCAGAUGUGCCAGAACCCCAUCUACAUGCAGAAGGAAGGAGACCCAGUAGCCUAUUACCGAAACCUGCAGGACUUCAGCUACGGCAACCUGGAGGAGAAGAAAGAAGAGCCGGCCCCGCUGGCUUACACGAUAAGUGCCACUGAGUUGCUCGAGAAGCAGGCCACGCCGAGAGAGCCCGAGCUGCUGUAUCAGAACAUCGCUGAGCGAGUCAAGGAACUUCCCAGUGCAGGACUGGUCCACUAUAACUUUUGUACCUUACCGAAAAGGCAGUUCGCCCCUUCGUACGAAUCUCGACGCCAAAACCAGGACAGAAUCAAUAAAACCGUUUUAUACGGAACUCCCAGGAAAUGCUUUGUGGGGCAGUCAAAACCCGACCACCCUUUACUGCGAGCUAAGCCGCAAUCAGAGCCAGACUACCUCGAAGUUCUGGAGAAACAAACUGCAAUCAGUCAGCUGUGAAGGGAAACCAUUUACAACCCUCCGGCUUCCAAGGAUGCUGCUCCAGACUGGUGGAGACACUGCGUUUGCUUUUGUGUGUGUUUGUGUCCUCCCUCUCUCAGCAUCAAUGGGGGACUUUGAAAAUGUUUGGGGGAUGGGGUGAAGCAAUGAUACUGCUUUUCCGAGUUUUCCUUUAAAUUAUUUCUCUCUUGCUCCCCCCACCCCGCCUUCUCUUCCCCUCACCCUCCCUUCUCUCCUUAGGAAUCAUCAGUGAACAUGAAUGUUUCUACAGUGCAUUGUUUCGUAUAUUUUGUUUAUGGUUUUCUUUUUUCUUCUUUUAUUUUUCCAGUGUGGGAAUGGGAAGAGGAGAUUAUAAUGAAUGAAGAAAGAGUAAGCAGACUUUUCAUGUAAAAAUGGAUAUUCAGUGUAUUUUGUAGAAGAUCUCCAAAGAUCUUUUGAGACUAUAAAUUCUUUUGUAAAUAAUGAUAUAUGGUAUUUCCGUCUCCAGUUACCAAGUAUAGCCACUAGGCAUCACUUCUUUGUGUUAAAGUGCCUUUGCACUUUAAGUACAUUACUUAAAUGUUGCUUUUAGCUUUGAUAAAUUGAACAUAUUUUAAUGUGUUGUAUUUUUGAAAUCAAAAACACUGUAAAAUAGAUCAAAAUGUCAGCUCUAUUAAGUCAACGUACAGUUUGCUUGAGUUAUAGAAACCAGCCUGUCAUCAAAUGAUUCUAGUUGUAGGACUUUAGAGAUUUAACUGUAAAAUAUUUCCUUUCCUCUGGGUUUGUUCUAAGUGAUUUUAUUUAAGUCAACUAAGGUGAUUUAACAGUGGACUAGAGGUAAGAAACUGCCUCAGUCGGGAUUAGUAAUUCAUUAAUAAAAUAUAUUUAACCCAA